Molecule: messenger RNA, 1435 nt
Organism: Eucalyptus grandis
Lineage: Eukaryota; Viridiplantae; Streptophyta; Magnoliopsida; Myrtales; Myrtaceae
Product: gibberellin 2-beta-dioxygenase 8
Exons: 3
Coding region: 26-1081 (351 amino acids)
Source: RefSeq, a predicted model, not a curated record
GGGAAAAGCAGAAACCGCCCUCUUCAUGUCCCUUGUAUAUAUAACCCAAGACAUCCAUCUGUCUGUCUUGCAGCCUCUAACCAUGGACUCAUCGGACCCGCCAUUUCAAGAAACCUACAAGGCCCUCUUCAAGAAGGUAGCCAACAAAGGCCCGACCACGCCCAUUGUCGUCGAAGAGCGCGACCUUCCAGUGAUCAACCUCGGUCGGCUGAGCCUCAGCAAGGAGGAGAGACGGGAGUGCAAGGCGGAGAUCGCGAGGGCCUCGCGGGAGUGGGGGUUCUUCCAGGUGUUGAACCAUGGGAUUUCACGAGAGAUCCUGGAGAAAAUGAGGGAGGAACAGAUCAAGGUGUUCCGAGAGCCGUUCGAGAAGAAGAGUAGAGAGGACAAGUACUUGGAUUUCUCGGCGGGGAGUUAUCGAUGGGGGACUCCUUCCGCAACAUGCUUGCAGCAGUUGUCGUGGUCCGAGGCUUUCCAUGUCCCUUUGAGUGAUAUCAUCUCCGGCACAAGAGGUUGCAAAAGCACCCUCAGCUCGACAAUGGAACAAUUUGCCGGGACUGUAUCAAACCUAGCGCAGAAAUUAGCCAAGAUCUUAGCAGAGGAACUGGGUCACAAAUCGACCUUCUUCAUGGAGAAUUGCCUGCCGAGCACAUGCUAUCUGAGAAUGAACAGAUACCCACCAUGUCCAAUUUCACCGGACAUGCUCGGGCUGAUGCCGCACACCGACAGCGACUUCCUCACGAUCCUGCAUCAGGACGAGGUGGGGGGUCUGCAAUUGGUCAAAGAUGGGGAGUGGAUCGCUGUUAAACCUAAUCCCGAUGCUCUCAUCAUUAACAUUGGCGACUUAUUUCAGGCAUGGAGCAACGAUGUGUACAAGAGCGUUCAGCACCGGGUGAUGACCAACUCGAAACGGGAGCGGUACUCGACCGCGUACUUCUUCUGCCCAUCGUACGACACUGUGGUCGAGAGCUGCAACUGGCCUCCUGUCUACAGGAGCUUCAGCUUUCGAGAAUUCAGACGACAGGUCCAAGAAGAUGUACAAAAGCUGGGUCACAAGAUCGGGCUUCCCAGAUUUCUCGUGUAAAAGCUGAUGAGAAUUUUGUGUCCAGAUGUCGUCCUUAUGAAUUGACAAGCUAGUUAAGCUAGUUCUUGGUGAUCAUCAAGAAAGUACAGAAAAGAAUGGUACUGGAAGAAAAAAGAUGGAAAAGGAAAAAAAAGAGAGAAAAUACAUGGACAGGUUUGUAUAUGUACCUUUAGAAGUUCAAAAAAAUUUAGGGAGCUAGAAGAUUAUUAGCUUAUAGUUUUUAGCAUAAGUUUGAUAUCGGUUUGAGAAUCCAAAUUCUGUCUACGUACAAGGAACUAGGGUUUUGCAAUUUAACAUGUAGCUUGUUUUACAACUUUUUAUUUGGAUGGUAUAAUGCAAACUUUUGUUCUUUAA